AUGGGAGGCAAGACAACAAAGUUGUUUAGAAGCUCACCUCAACCAAAUUCCAAAACACAAACGGAAAAUGAUUCCCCGUAUCACGAGCAUCAUAAAAACUAUGACAACCAUGACAUCCAACAACCAGACGAAGCAAUCAUUAAAAAUAAUAUAAGUCCAUUUGUAUAUUACAGGAGAGGAUCAAUGUAUAUAGAUGAGGAUGGCGAUAUUGCACAUGAAUUUUAUGUUGAAACAAAAAUAGGAUCAAAAUUAACUCUAAAGCGAAUCAGUAACCAACAUUUAAAGCCUCAAGGUGAUGUACCUUUAGAUGUGCCGUGCCUAAGAAACGAUUAUCCAGUUGUCUUAUUAGACCAGAACAGAAUAAAGGAAUGA
Macrosiphum euphorbiae (potato aphid) is the source of this 372-nucleotide messenger RNA. Lineage: Eukaryota; Metazoa; Arthropoda; Insecta; Hemiptera; Aphididae. The record is from the annotation of a GenBank genome assembly.